AUGAUGCCCGGCCGGACUCCGAGGAAGAAUGCGCCGUCCGCCGCUCCCGCGGUGUCGGAGGUGGUGUCGGAGUGCGCCCUGCAGCUCCGCAGGAUAGGCGACAAGUGGAACCUGCGGCAGAAGAUCCUGAACCUCCUCACGAAGCUCUUCUGCCCGCAGACAUGAGCUCCCCUCGGAUAACAGCGUGCUGAGAAGCAGUGAAAGACCUUGGCUUUGUGAAUUCGGAACAAGAGAUU
Molecule: messenger RNA, 236 nt
Organism: Melopsittacus undulatus (budgerigar)
Lineage: Eukaryota; Metazoa; Chordata; Aves; Psittaciformes; Psittaculidae
Gene: PMAIP1
Product: phorbol-12-myristate-13-acetate-induced protein 1
Exons: 2
Coding region: 1-165 (54 amino acids)
Biological process (GO): apoptotic process; release of cytochrome c from mitochondria; DNA damage response
Source: RefSeq, a predicted model, not a curated record